ACAUCUCUGCAUGAAUCUGGGUCAGUGGACCGGGGCUAGAUAGCGUGUUUGCAGGUUGGUUGUUUCGAAACUUGGAUGGUAUGGCGACUUAAUACGCGUUUAGCUCAUUGUAGAUCUUUUGUUUUUAUCUGCUCUGCACUUCGAGUGUCUUUGCCAUCUCUACAGCCUAAUCUCCAAUCUUAAACCUUCCUAAGCUAAUGCUAGCCUCGACAUAAUCGUCCAUUUGUGAUCUUUUGCAACCUAUCUAUUUUUGGAGACCAGGACCACGUCUACCUUGUCCUAUCUUUGUGAGCUUUGAGGGCUUUUUUUGUUUGAGAGCAACCAUGUCAGGAGCUAACAGGGGGCAGGGAAGCGCGGCUACUGAGCAUCACAACCAAGAAAACAUGCUGUCAAGACUGAGAGGGUCGUUAAAGUCAAGAGCUCCUGCAAACGAGAACCAAGAAAAUCUUCCACCCAAACAAGCUGCAGCCAACAGAACCGUGCUGGGAGCCCUGCAGAACAACCAGAGGAGCAAAACCCUGAACCAGCGCGGCGGAUCCAAACAGGAUUCAUCGCAGCCCCUAUCCUGUAAAAAUGAAGAUUUCAGCAAAAGCUGCUUUGAAAAACCCUCUGCCAAGCAGCCCGCUUUCCAGAUCCACCUGGAUGAGCCUGAUGGCGCCUGUGCCAAGAAGCCACAGCCUGUGGUUGAAGCUGUCAAAGCAGAGUCCAUCACCGAAGAGUCGCCCUUCGCCAUUAACAAUGCAGUGGCACGGCUCCGACAGCCCCUGGCCACUAUUGAUAUUCCAUCAGCGAUGGAUGUCAGCUUCGACUCCCCCAUGGACAUGUCUGUGGUGGAAGGAGAGGAGAAACCAGUCAAUGUAAAUGAGGUUCCUGAAUAUGCUGCUGAAAUCCACACCUACCUGCGGGAGAUGGAGGUAAAAACCAGACCUAAGGCUGGCUACAUGAAGAAACAACCUGACAUCACUAACAGCAUGAGGGCCAUCUUGGUGGACUGGCUGGUUGAGGUUGGAGAAGAGUACAAACUCCAGAACGAGACACUUUACCUGGCAGUAAACUACAUCGAUCGAUUCCUGUCCUCCAUGUCUGUGUUGAGGGGGAAGCUUCAGCUAGUUGGGACAGCUGCUAUGCUCUUGGCAUCGAAAUUUGAGGAGAUCUACCCUCCUGAGGUGGCAGAGUUUGUUUACAUCACAGAUGACACCUACACCAAGAAGCAAGUGUUAAGAAUGGAGCAUCUGGUGCUUAAAGUGCUCUCCUUUGAUCUGGCAGCACCAACGAUCAACCAAUUUCUCACCCACUACUUCCUCCACCAGUCGGUCAACAAACAGGUGGAGAGUCUGUCAAUGUUCCUCAGCGAGCUCAGUUUGAUUGACUCGGAUCCCUUCUUGAAGUACCUGCCAUCACAUACGGCUGCUGCAGCCUACACUCUUGCCAACAACACAGUGACUGGAGGCUCAUGGCCCAAGUCCUUAGCAGAGAUGACCGGCUACUCCCUGGAGGAUCUGAUGCCAUGCGUUGAGGAUCUACACAAAAUUUACCUCAAUGCUGCUCAGCACGCCCAGCAGUCUGUACGGGAGAAAUACAAGACUACAAAGUACUCCGAAGUUUCCCUCAUCGACCCUCCAACUAAAUUGCAGCUGAACUGACCUCUCCCCUCUCCCCCUGUCCAUGUAGAGUUGUUACCCUGUUGGUCUUAAUUUUUUUUUUUAUGAUGUGUGCCCCGAUUUAUGUCCUGGCCUGCUCUUGUUGGAGUAGCGCUAGCUGUUCAAAGUUUUUAAUAGUGUUUUUAUACAUUCUUACAGAUGCUACAGUUUUGGUUAAUCAGACAGUUUAAAUGGUUUGACUUUUAAACAGUAUAGAGGACCAAUCACCACUUUAAACAUCCAGCUUUUGAUGUACAGAGUCUCAGACGUUAAGCAGUAAGUGCUGAUGGUUCACCUUGAGGUGUAACAUUUACCCAUUGGCCUCAUCAGAUGGCAAUUAAAGUGUAUUUCAUCUGUCAUGGAGUCAGCUGUGUCACUUCACUGAUGUCUUUUCAAGACAUCCGUCUGCACUGUAAAAUAUAGCUCUUGUAAAUAAAAAUCAUUUAAAGUAAGA
This is a messenger RNA of Notolabrus celidotus (New Zealand spotty), 2094 nucleotides long. It is a transcript of the gene ccna2, whose product is annotated as cyclin A2. The record is from RefSeq and is a predicted model, not a curated record. Bases 324 to 1643 code for a protein of 439 amino acids. NCBI's taxonomy places the organism in Eukaryota, Metazoa, Chordata, Actinopteri, Labriformes, Labridae. The transcript has 8 exons. Gene Ontology annotation, biological process: mitotic cell cycle phase transition; regulation of cyclin-dependent protein serine/threonine kinase activity. Gene Ontology annotation, cellular component: cyclin A2-CDK2 complex; cytoplasm; nucleus. Gene Ontology annotation, molecular function: cyclin-dependent protein serine/threonine kinase regulator activity.